AUGCUUCCUCUGCUCCCUCCCUCCCUCCCUCCCUCCCUCCUCCUCCUGUCCAACGUGGUGGUGAGCAGGGCGCAGAGGAAGACGGAGGCAGCGAGCUGGAAGUUGGAGGAAGAAGAGGGCAGGAGGGCGCUGGAGCAGUACAGGGCGAUGACGGACUUGGCAAUGGCGCAUGCCGCAGCGGAAGGGAAACUGGUCGGGCUUGACCUUCAGGUUGGACUCUUGCGGGAGCUGGUGGAGAAGGAGGCGGUGGCAGCCAGAGAGCGGGAGCGGGAGAGCCGCCGGCUCCAGCAGAUGCUCGAGCAGCUCGACCCGGUGAAGGCAGAAGAAGCUCUGGAGCAGCGGGAGAGAAGGAGGAGGUGA
Guillardia theta CCMP2712 is the source of this 360-nucleotide messenger RNA. RefSeq lists its product as hypothetical. The record is from RefSeq and is a predicted model, not a curated record. The transcript has 3 exons. NCBI's taxonomy places the organism in Eukaryota, Cryptophyceae, Pyrenomonadales, Geminigeraceae. Bases 1 to 360 code for a protein of 119 amino acids.